Messenger RNA from Diutina rugosa, 3528 nucleotides. It is a transcript of the gene CHS3, whose product is annotated as chitin synthase. Gene Ontology annotation, cellular component: cell septum; cell periphery. The record is from RefSeq and is a predicted model, not a curated record. NCBI's taxonomy places the organism in Eukaryota, Fungi, Ascomycota, Pichiomycetes, Serinales, Debaryomycetaceae. The coding region runs from base 1 to 3528 and encodes 1175 amino acids. The transcript has a single exon. Gene Ontology annotation, molecular function: chitin synthase activity.
AUGACUGGGUUCACCGAGUUUGAUCCUGAGCUGGGGGAUAUCCAACGUCAUCGGUCGCUUGUUCGUCAUGAUCGACAGCGGCUAGACGAGUCUUACCCAUAUUAUCAUUACGCCCAGGUGGCUAAUCAAGAGCUGGGUCACAUCAGAGUUCAGCCACUGCUGACUGGGGUCAAUCCUCAACUUGAAGACAUGGAACCGCUUCGGCUGCCCGAUAAUCGCAUGCUGGAGAUCGACGAAGAAAGUGAUGGGGCGCCGCUCAUGGACAUGCACCCAGCUACUGAUGAUCUCAAGGGUGGGCGCGAAGUCUACGGGCUUAACGAUGAAAUGGAAAAUAACAACGAAAAGAUCGGACACCAACCAUUCAAAGCAAACCACGUGCAUUUACCACCGACACGUAAACAGCAACAGGUUAAACAAGCGGCGGUGAAAGAGGCCAAGCACGACAUUUACUUCUGGAAGGUAUACUGUUACGUGAUCACUUUCUGGGCUCCAGCCCCUUUGCUCAACUUAUUUGGUAUUAGGGGUAAAGAUCGUCAGUUUGCUUGGCGUGAAAAGAUGGGGUUGAUUUCUUGCAUUUUAUACAUUGGUGCAUUUGUCGCCUACUUGACUUUUGGGUUCACUCAAACUGUGUGCUACAAUAACAAGGUGAAGAUCCGUAAUAAUGAGGUGGCUCCUGAGUAUCUUAUUAUCAACGGACGUGCCUAUGACUUGCUGCGUUCGACCCACCCUGCUGCAGCCGGUGUUCCUGAUAGCCUGAAUGUAUUAUACCCCCCCGUCAACGCUGGCGGUAUGGAUGCUCUGUUCUUGUUUCAAAACGUUAAUGGCAAUUGUAAGGGGUUGAUCACACCCAGAGACAACACCACAAUCCCUCAUGAUGGUGAUGAUUUGGCUUGGUAUAUGCCUUGUCGUUUGUUCAAUCAAGAUGGUCUGCUGGAAGUUAACAGUUCUUUCGUGUACUACGAUGGCUGGGCGUGUCACACUCUGGACGAGGCUCGGCAAACUUACUACGGGUUAACACAGCCAAAUGAUGUCUAUUUCACCUGGGAUGAUAUUAAAAACUCCCUGCGUAACCUCAUUGUGUACCUGGGUAACGUUUUGGAUUUGGAUUUGAUCAACUGGAUUUUGCGUGACGAAGUCCAUUACCCUAAGUUUUUCGAUGAGCUUCGUGACGACCCAACCUACCGCGGCAUUGAUGUCCUGGUAGUACUCAAUAACGCUGAACAGCGUAAGAUGGGUCGCUGUCUCACCGAAAUUGUCAAAGUGGGUACGAUUGAUUCUGACACUAUCGGGUGCAUUGCCUCGCAAGUGGUUUUGAUUGUGUCGCUUGUGUUUAUCUUAUCGGUAGUGGUUGUUAAAUUCUUGUUUGCUUGUUACUACCGGUGGUGGUUGCUGCGGAAGCAGGGUGCCACUGAGAUCGACAACAAGCUGAUGGCUAAGCGCAACAUUGAGAUCGACAAGUGGGUGGAUGAAGAUGCCAAUCCCGCAGUUUUGGCCAAGACCGUCCCUCCAAAGGCUCGAGCCAAUUACCUGGAAAAGACCACUAACCGUCAAUCCGUAUUCAAGAGAUUCAACGAUCCUACAAGAUUGUCUCGCAGUGAAUUAUCGCAAUACUUUGACUCUCCCGAGGCAAUGCUGAAGCACUUCAAGUAUACCACAAUGGCCACUCAAAAGGCACUUCUUGGACGUCGCCAGAAGCGUUCGGGUGCAAACCGCCUGGCGCGCAACUCAACGCUCUAUCUCAAUGACCACUUCGAUUCUCUGACUGAUUUGUUGACUCAAGGUCAAAAUCCGUCAAGACCGGGCUCCACAUAUUUUGGCGCUGGCUUUGAUAUGAGCGAUGAGUAUGUAACCGGCCUUCCUGCUGACCUUAUCUCACCAAUGGUUGUCCCUCAACCACCCGUGGAAUAUCAACCAUUUGGGUACCCCUUGGCACACACGAUUAAUUUGGUUACUUGCUACUCCGAAGAUGAAGCUGGUUUGCGUACCACUUUAGACUCCAUUGCUACCACAGACUACCCUAAUUCUCACAAGUUAAUCCUUGUCGUUUGUGACGGGAUUAUCAAGGGUCUGGGUAAUGAUCAAACAACCCCUGAGAUUGCGCUUGGUAUGAUGGAUAACUUUGUUGUUGAACCGGAAGAUGUCCAACCCUACUCGUAUGUUGCUGUGGCCCUGGGUGCGAAACGUCACAACAUGGCUAAGAUCUAUGGGGGUUUCUACAAAUACGACGAUGCUACUGUGCCGCCCGAAAAGCAACAACGUGUGCCAAUCGUCACCGUUGUGAAGUGUGGUACCCCUGCUGAAGCCACCACUCCUAAGCCGGGUAACCGUGGUAAGCGUGAUUCGCAAAUCAUUCUCAUGAACUUCCUCCAAAAGGUUAUGUUCGACGAACGGAUGACCGAAAUGGAAUACAGCCUUUUGUUGACCAUCUGGCAAUUGACUGGCUUAAUGGCAGAAAUGUAUGAGAUUACUCUUAUGGUGGAUGCUGAUACUAAAGUUUACCCUGAUUCGCUUACCCACAUGUGUGCUGAGAUGAUUAAAGAUCCGGAAAUUAUGGGCCUUUGUGGGGAAACCAAAAUUUCCAAUAAAAACGCGCUGUGGGUAACGUUGAUUCAGGUCUUCGAGUACUAUAUUUCGCAUCAUCAAGCCAAGGCGUUCGAAUCAGUGUUCGGUGGUGUGACUUGUUUACCUGGGUGUUUCUGCAUGUAUCGUAUCAAGGCUCCUAAGGGUCAUGAUGGCUACUGGGUUCCUAUUCUUGCCAAUCCCGAUAUUGUCGAGCGUUAUUCUGAUAACGUCCUCAACACUUUACACAGAAAGAACUUGUUGUUACUCGGUGAGGAUCGGUACUUACUGUCGCUUAUGCUUAGAACCUUCCCUAAGCGUAAACAAGUGUUUGUCCUGAAAGCUGCAUGUAAGACCAUUGUCCCUGACGAAUUCAAAGUUUUGUUGUCUCAACGCAGAAGAUGGAUCAACUCCACUGUACACAACUUGAUGGAGUUAGUGUUGGUGAACGAUUUGUGUGGUACAUUCUGUUUCUCAAUGCAAUUCGUUGUCUUCAUUGAAUUGGUGGGUACUCUUGUGUUGCCUGCGGCCAUCUGUUUCACUAUUUAUGUGAUCAUCAUUGCCAUUGUAUCGAAGCCCACACCAAUUUUGUCGCUCGUCUUGUUGGGGGUAAUCUUCGGGUUACCAGGGCUUUUGAUCGUCAUCACUGUUUCGUCGCUCAAGUACAUCAUCUACUUCUUCAUUUACCUUUUUGCUCUUCCCAUUUGGAAUUUUGUGUUACCUGCUUAUGCGUAUUGGAAGUUUGAUGACUUCUCUUGGGGUGAAACAAGAGUUGUGCAAGGUGGCGAUAAAGGUGACCAUUCGAAUGCCGAUGGCCAAUUCGACGGUAAUGAUAUCGUCAUGAAGCGGUGGAGAGAAUUUGAACGGAUGAGACGGCACAGUGAACAACAGCAACGUGGUGAACUGGGGUUGUUGCAAGUGCCGAUGGCAGCGUGGGACCCCAGCACCAACACUGAGUCGCUGGGUUAG